CUGAUAAAUGAAUUUUCAGGCACCGAUAGUAAUGGUUUUGGUUAUGGUGGUACUGGCAAAAAGAGUACCAAUAAGCAGUUUGAAAACUAUGGCACAUCAUUCACUCUUGGUGACACGAUCGGUUGUAUGCUUGAUCUGGACAGCAGCACAAUUGCAUUCUCAAAAAAUGGCAAACAUCUGGGCAAAGCGUUUGAUAUUCCACAAAAACUCAAAAAUACAGCACUCUUCCCGGCAGUGGUUUUGAAGAAUGCAGAGAUUCGUUUCAAUUUUGGCGAUUCCGAAUUCAAAAAUCUGCCGGAAGGCUAUAUCGCAGUCAGUAAAGCAGAAUCUGAGAACGUGCUUGUAUCACCAAAUGGUGUAUCAUCGAGUGCACCGAAAAAAGUUGCCGAACCGAAUGCUCCGGCCUGUAUCAUAAUCGAACCAACCAAAGAACUGGCCGAACAAACCAAUGGCCAGUUGGAAACAUUCAAGAAAUACCUUAGUAAACCAUCGAUUAGGAAUGCACUGGUAAUUGGUAGCAUACCAAUGGGCGAACAAAUGCGCCUGAUCUCAUCCGGUGUCGACAUAAUUACCUGUACACCUGGACGAGUGGAGGAUCUUAUUCAGAGCGGUAAAAUUUCCCUCUCAAAUGUCCGGUUCUUCAUUCUCGAUGAAGCUGAUUCACUGAUAUCAGCAAAAACCCAUCUGCCGACAAUUGAACGUAUUCAUGCGGCAUUACCAAAAAUAACUGCUUCCGGUGAACGUCUACAAAUGAUUGUUUGCUCGGCAACGCUUCAUAAUUUUGAUGUGAAAAAACUCGCGGUAGAAUUUCAUUGGAUCGUAUGAUG
Gongylonema pulchrum is the source of this 827-nucleotide messenger RNA. The record is from the annotation of a GenBank genome assembly. Lineage: Eukaryota; Metazoa; Nematoda; Chromadorea; Rhabditida; Gongylonematidae.